Molecule: messenger RNA, 2628 nt
Organism: Rhopalosiphum maidis (corn leaf aphid)
Lineage: Eukaryota; Metazoa; Arthropoda; Insecta; Hemiptera; Aphididae
Product: leucine-rich repeat protein soc-2 homolog
Exons: 1
Coding region: 405-2081 (558 amino acids)
Molecular function (GO): protein binding
Source: RefSeq, a predicted model, not a curated record
CAUUAAUCUAAGAACGUGAGCUGAAAUAUUAUUUCACUUGAUCGGUUACGGAAGAGUUGUUCGAUCUUAUUAUCUAGGGUCGUGGAUUUCACGAGGUAUGCAGUGGCAGCGCGGCGAAUGUUGAGCAUCACUAUUCAUUAUUCAUAACUUCUUCAGUGUGGUCAAGUAUUUCGAUGCUUAGUCAUGGCAGGAAAACUGCAACCAAUGUUUUCUCACCCAUGACCUUUUUUUAUCUGAAACUAUAAUCAAUAAUAAAUCCCGAGAAAAACUGUAUACUAUUUAAUAAUAAAAACACAAAUAAUAAUAUUUAUAUUAAAGUGAACGUUUAAGUUCAUAAUGUUUUUCCUUUCUCCUCGUUAAUUGAACAUGUAAUUUAUUGUAAAUAGUAAUUUAAUAUCGUAACGAUGAAGUCCAGCGAAGUAGACGUGGUCAAGAUGAUCGAUGCUAACAAAAUGCGGAAGGAGAAAAAGUUGUCGGUAAGUUCUAUCAAUAGCAGUCCGGCUUCGGACUUGAAACCUCGAGUGGUGACUGUCAAGCAACAUGAUUCAAAAAAACUGUACACGCCGACUGCUAAAAAAGAAAAUACAAAAAAAAUUGUUCAAGAUGCAACAAAGGAAAUUCAAAACUGCAAUGAUAGUUCUGAAUGGCGCCUAGAUUUGAGUAAAUCAGGAUUGACCAAAGUGCCAAUAACCAUUAGGGAUGCUACACAAUUGACUGAAUUGUAUCUGUAUGGUAAUAAAUUGAUCACUUUGCCGUCUGAAAUUGGAUGUCUGACCAACUUGCAGACUUUAGCACUCAGUGAAAACUCUCUGACCUGUCUACCGGAUUCGCUAGCUAAUCUUACUAGUCUUAAAGUCUUAGACUUAAGGCACAACAAACUUACUGAAGUACCAGAUGUUGUCUAUAAGUUGGAUACAUUAACUACACUGUUUUUGCGCUUCAAUCGUAUACGUACAGUGAGUGAUGACAUUAGUAAAUUAGUCAAUCUAGUCAUGCUCAGCUUACGAGAAAAUAAAAUUAAAGAACUGUCAUCUGGUAUUGGUAAACUGGAAAGAUUAAUUACAUUUGAUGUGUCACAUAAUCAUUUGGAACAUUUACCAGAAGAGAUAGGAAAUUGUAUACAAUUGUCUACAUUAGACCUUCAACAUAAUGAACUUGUCGACAUUCCUGAAACUAUUGGCAAUCUUACACUUCUGACACGUUUAGGGUUAAGAUACAACAGAUUGAAAAUUUUACCAAAUUCAUUGAGUAAUUGUAAUCGAAUGGAUGAAUUUAAUGUAGAAGGUAACAUGCUAAGUUGUUUGCCUGAUGGUCUACUUGUUAACUUAAAAGAAAUGAACAGUAUAACACUAGCUAGAAAUAGUUUCACAGCAUAUCCUACUGGAGGGCCUGCACAAUUUAUUGCUGUAGACUCAAUUAAUUUUGAACAUAACAAAAUUGAUAAAAUACCCUAUGGAAUAUUUUCCAAAGCUAAUUACCUAACAAAAUUAAAUAUGAAAGAUAAUGCCUUGACAUCACUGCCAUUAGAUGUUGGUUCUUGGACCAAUAUGGUGGAGCUAAAUGUUGCAACAAACAUGAUUACCAAAUUGCCUGAUGACAUACAAUAUCUUCAAUCAUUGGAGGUGUUGAUCUUAUCCAACAAUCUAUUGAAAAGACUGCCAGCUACCAUAGGAAAUCUUCAAAAACUCAGAGUGCUUGAUCUUGAAGAAAACAAACUAGAAACAUUACCUCAGGAAAUUGGUUAUUUGCGAGAACUGCAAAAAUUAAUUUUACAAUCAAACCAAUUGCUAUCUCUACCUCGAGCAAUUGGUCAUCUCACAAAUCUGGCAUACCUUAGUGUCGGUGAAAACAAGCUUAGUACAUUACCUGAAGAAAUUGGUACACUGGAAAAUUUGGAGGCACUUUACAUUAAUGACAACCAAAGUCUUCAUCAUUUGCCAUUUGAACUUGCCUUGUGUUCCAAAUUGCAGUUGUUGGGAAUUGAAAAUUGUCCAUUGAGUCAACUUGGAGAUGCAGUCAAAGGAGGUCCAUCUUUAGUAAUGACUUAUCUCAAGGUAAAUGGCCCAUACCGUACUCUGUGAAAUAUUUUAAGCUGGUGUGGUAUUUCCAUUUGAUAUCUCUAACACAAUAUUGCAGUGAGUCUAAUAGAAGUUUGUUAAUAUUUGUUAUUGUGUUUAAAAGGUUUAUUUUAACACAGAUAUUGAAACUAUUUUAAUGGAUCACUAUACAGUAUUGUGAAUUAUACUUUGACUUCCAUUAUGAAACCAAGUAGGAAAAAAUGUAUUUUUAAUUCUUGGGGUUUUUGGUAGGAAUAAUAUUAUGUUCUUAUAAGUUGCAUCAAACAUGCGUAAGUAUUUGAAAUCAGAGGUGUUAAUAAUUUCUUUCUAGAGAAAUUAUUUUAAGAUGAGAGUUUAUAAAUAAGUGAUAUGUUUUAUUAAAUAAUUUUUCAAGAAAUAUUUAUUAAACGAUACAUAAUAGGUAUAUAGGUACCUAUUUUAUUUGUGUACAAUAAUAUUAUAACUUAAAAUAAAGUAUGUAUUAAAUAUUAAGUUAAAAUUUUUAUUUGUUAAUGAUGAAUGUAUGGACUUGACCGAUUAUUUUCAGUAUUUUAUUAAUUAAAUUUAAUAA